AUGCAGUCCACGUCAGCACCCGGCGGACCACAUUCCGCCAAUCGGGCCACCGGGGGAGCAGCCGCUCCGCCGCCCGCGCAUGGGCCCCCCAUGAGCGCAGGCGGCGGAGAUCAUCCGCACGGCGCCGGCGGGGGGAUGUCCGUGGGCGGCGCAGCGGAAGCGGGGGCGCUUGCGCAGGCGGGAGCGGGUUCGACGGCGGGAGUCGCGGAGCUCUCUAAAGCCGCGGCGCGACGGGUGGUGGACCUGCGGUCCGACACGGUGACCAAACCCACCGGCGCGAUGCGGGAAGCGAUGAAGAACGCUGAGGUGGACGAUGACGUCAUCGGGAUCGAUCCGACGGUGGACAGGCUUCAGAGGCAGGUGGCGACGAUGAUGGGGAAGGAGGCGGGGCUGUUCGUGCCGUCGGGGACCAUGGGGAACCUCAUCUGCGUGCUCGUGCAUUGUGAGGUGCGGGGCAGUGAGGUUAUCAUGGGUGCAGACUCCCACAUCAGUGUGUACGAGCAAGGUGGUGUGGCCACACUGGGGAGCGUGCAUCCGCGCACGGUGGUGAACAAGGCAGACGGCACCAUGGACCUCAAGAAGGUGGAGCUGGCUAUCAGGAAAGACGAUGAGCAUUACCCGGUUACCAGAUGCAUCUGCCUCGAGAACACCCACAACAGGUGCGGAGGGCGUGCCAUAACUGUGGACUAUACAGAGCGGCUGGCGGAGCUGGCGUCGUGGUACGGGCUCAAGUUUCACAUCGACGGAGCGAGAAUAUUCAACGCCGCUGUGGCCCUCAGAGUGCCUGUGGAUCGCCUAGUCCGCCCUGCGCACAGUGUUUCUGUGUGCCUAUCGAAAGGACUCGGAGCACCGGCAGGCAGUGUGAUUGUGGGCUCUGUGGAGUUCAUCGCCAAGGCUCGUCGCUUACGGAAAGCACUGGGCGGCAGCAUGCGGCAGGUGGGCGUGCUGGCAGCGGCGGGGCUGGUGGCGCUUCAGGAGUCGGUGCCUCGGCUCAUCAGGGACCACCAACGCGCCAUGCAGCUCGCAGUGUUUGCCAGUGCUGGCAGCAGCAUUAGCGGUGCAACGUCAGGUGGGGUGGGCGUGCUGGCAGCAGCGGGGCUGGUGGCGCUUCAGGAGUCGGUGCCUCGGCUCAUCCGAGACCACCAACACGCCAUGCAGUUUGCAUUAUCCGUGUCCCUGCCUGUUGGGCUCCGCUUCCUCCCUCCCACUCCUCUCCGCUUAUUCCUCCCUCCACUAUGCUGCCUCUGCAGAGGGGUUGGAGACAGUGGAUGGGCUGGCUGUGCAUGUUUGAGUCACCUCAAGCAAGGCGCCUCAAGCACGUGA
Messenger RNA from Closterium sp. Naga37s-1, 1323 nucleotides. Lineage: Eukaryota; Viridiplantae; Streptophyta; Zygnematophyceae; Desmidiales; Closteriaceae. The record is from the annotation of a GenBank genome assembly.